GUCCGUUACACGGGGAACUAACUAACUAACCAUCGAGCGUGUUUUGUUCAUACGUACGCCGCGGUCGUCAAAUGGAGAAUACAUUCAAGGAAGCGUCGACAACUCACGGUGCCUCAUCGGAACAUAGGCGAAAAGGUGGCUGGCCGUGGUUACUAUUCUGUUGUAUAUGUGUGUGUUUUUCAUUCGGCGCCUAUAUUGUGCUCACACUUUAUUGGCUUUCGGAACUUAACAGUAAAAUACACGACGGCGAUGACAAAUUACUUGUACUUGAAAGACGUAUCGCGAAGUUGGAAAUAGAUAACGUACAGCAGGGAAAAUCCACCAUGACAGUUUCGAAUCGAGCUCACCGAUAUAAACGGGACGACAAAAGCAAGGACGAAGUGCUAAGCUGUUUUAUCUGCCCACCAGGACCGGAAGGAUUACAGGGACAAAAAGGCGAUGAAGGUCCACGUGGAAAACGAGGAAGACGGGGCACUGCUGGAAAACAAGGAGCUAAAGGAAUGCAGGGAAUUCCUGGAAUGAAGGGAGAUAUCGGAGAAGCGAGUAUAGGCCCUCCUGGAAUACCGGGGAAAACUGGACAAAAAGGUGAAAGGGGUGCAACGGGCCCAAUAGGCCCAAUGGGUCCACCGGGAAAGCAGGGAGAAAUAGGAUUACCGGGAGUUAGGGGACCGAGGGGUCAUCCAGGCAGUCGUACAUUAACAGAAAUUAACAGAAAAUCUCAGGCCAUCCACUUGCAAGGGAACAAUGGUAAUCGCUUUCCUAGUCUCCAAAAACUUGAUCGAUUUGGUGUACUGAAUAACUGGCGUGUCUAUAGUAAUUCUGGAGGGUUUACAUUACUCGGUAAUGGCAAUGUUACAGUAUCUGAAAAAGGACAAUAUUACAUAUACAGUAAUGUGCUGUUCUAUGACGACGGGGCAUUGUUUGGAGCCCACACUACCAUUAACGGAAAACCGUUCCUGACUUGCAGCGGAGUUCGAGCGAAGGCGGCGUUGAAAUUCGGUACCUGCUACUCCAGCGGAGUGACACACCUAAACAAUCAAGACAUGAUUGGUAUACGAUCUGUCUAUCCUGCUCGUAUAGUAGAUAUGCACUCACAGUCCACUUAUUUCGGAAUAAUUAAAGUGUGA
Molecule: messenger RNA, 1127 nt
Organism: Saccoglossus kowalevskii
Lineage: Eukaryota; Metazoa; Hemichordata; Enteropneusta; Harrimaniidae
Source: RefSeq, a predicted model, not a curated record